Ostertagia ostertagi is the source of this 612-nucleotide messenger RNA. NCBI's taxonomy places the organism in Eukaryota, Metazoa, Nematoda, Chromadorea, Rhabditida, Trichostrongylidae. The record is from the annotation of a GenBank genome assembly.
GCGAAGGAUCUUGCCGUUGAUCACGUAUCCGAUGAGAAGUUAUCGAUCAAUAUCUCGGGAAGAAAAUUCGAGACGUGGAAAAAUACGUUGGAAAAGAAUUUUUAUGAUGAGGACACCGGAGAAUAUUUUUUCGAUCGUGACCCGGACAUUUUCCGACAUAUCCUAACAUUCUAUCGAACUGGAAAGCUACAUCCAUUUUCAGGAAUCCCCGACAUGAAUGCCUUGUCGCGUACGACGAGGAUAUUUGUUUGCUACGAGGACUAUAAGGAUAAGAACGGUGAAAUCAAGAACGCCUUCUUCGCGCGAGCGAUCAGAGCAUCGAUGCCGGACCAAUUUAUCGAUUUUCAGCAGAAGAUGUGGGCGGCGUUCGAAAACCCACACACCUCGUCGGUCGCACUUGUUUUUUAUUAUGUCACGGGUUUUUUCAUUGCUGUUUCUGUAUUAUGUAAUAUAAUAGAGACCAUUCCAUGCUGGUAUGUAAAUGACACUCCUACCUCCUGUGGAGACGCCUAUGAGAGACAAUUUUUCGUAUUAGAUACUGCUUGCGUUAUCAUAUUUACCAUAGAAUAUUUGUUACGAUUAUACGCCGCACCAGAUCGAUGUCGAUUUCUG